AUGCCUUACAACACGCGCCGGAAAUCCUUGUCUCUGCCGUCGCUAGGCAUUCACUUGCCUAACGCCUCGCGCUCACACAGAUCGCCCUCCGCAUCCAAGGGCUCCUCGGCUUCUAGUGCGACAGACGAGCAGGUUCCGCCGCCCAAGAAAGUCAAGAGGUCGCAUGACUCUACAACCCACUCCAAACAGGCCCAGUCGCAACCACACCUCGCGCGCGCCGCCUACGAGCACACUCCGCCGCCGUCGCCUGGCGAUGUCGCUGCCAUGCCCAAGAUCGACACCGACGGCAUCCACGACGAUGUUGUUGUCGCCGCCAUCCAUCAGCUGGAGAAGACCGGGAACAAACCGCAUCUCGUGCGCGAAUUAGCUGCAGUCUUGAUGAACGUCAACGAAACUGUCGCCAAUUCCGCAAACCCAGCUGCCCUGCUUUCUUCUCGUCUGAGCUCCUACAUGAAGCGCUCGUGGACGGCGCUUUCGCCGUGUCCCAUGGGAAAAGAGCUCAUUAACGUGCACCCGCGCAAGGUUUUCUACUACUUGACCACCUACCCGCAUCAGCCACUGCCCGAGAAUCUGGACGAGAUGGUCGCUGUCGAUGUCAAACAGAUGACGCCCAGCCUCUCCAGUGGUAGCGUUGCCCAGGACGACGACGAUGAUGACGAAGAAGAAGCGAUGGCUCGCGAGCGUUCGCGACUCAGCCCUAGUCCCGAGAUUGAUCUGUCUUCCCCUGAAUUCGAGGAGGAGCAACACGAUCUGAACGGCCAAGACCCGGGAAAUUGUGACGCAUCUACCCCAGGCUUCUCUGACCAACGCGCUCACCGCUUGUCACACAACCAUCGCGCGGCUUCGCCACCCCUGGAGGGUGACGAGCGCGAGUUUACUCAGACCGCCAGCUCUGUUCGCGAACGCGCAUCAUCGGAAAAGGCUAGCCGACAGGGAAGCUUGGACGUCGCCAGCACUUCGGCCAGCAAUGAGUCGCAAGCCCAACAGUCCUUUCCCAUCUCUCCCAUGGACGAAGAUCCCAUGAACGAAAAAGACGAUUAUUUCUCGCAAGGAGCAGCCCAUAAUCAAGAUAACGAUAUGGAAGAUGAAACUGUCGCUGCCCUGUUUGGAACGUCACCGUCACCGUCACUUGCUUCCAUGGUUUCGUCGUCUGGUACGACUGUGUUGUCGGAAGCAGACUCUACCGCGGAUGGUCUCCUGUCGCUAAAAGAGAAAAUAACGGAUAGCCCUCGCGGCGCAACGCCAUCGUCUGUUGUCGAUGGUGACCUUAUUGUCUCUCCGUCUUUAAAACGUCCUUUCGAUAUGGUCGAGACUGGCUUCUCGGUCAAACCCGAUAUGCAGCCCAAGCAGCUGAGAACAUUUGACUUUGACAUGGUCAUUGAUUCUUGGAAUGAUUUGCGCAGCCCUGAAACCGUAGAGGUGGAUGAGCUUGACGAAAUGUUUGGGGACAUCUGA
Talaromyces rugulosus is the source of this 1455-nucleotide messenger RNA. RefSeq lists its product as uncharacterized. The record is from RefSeq and is a predicted model, not a curated record. The coding region runs from base 1 to 1455 and encodes 484 amino acids. The transcript is spliced from 2 exons. Lineage: Eukaryota; Fungi; Ascomycota; Eurotiomycetes; Eurotiales; Trichocomaceae.